Molecule: messenger RNA, 3263 nt
Organism: Linum trigynum
Lineage: Eukaryota; Viridiplantae; Streptophyta; Magnoliopsida; Malpighiales; Linaceae
Source: the annotation of a GenBank genome assembly
CAAAACACAAGUAGAAAAAUAAUUAUUUGUUGUUGUUAGAAGUGUCAUAAAGAUAUAUACGUAAUUACUAACAUAAGUAAAAAUGGACAAAAAAUUAAACAAAGCCAAAUCGCACUCGCUAUACUUCCAAUUUUCUUUCCCCCUGAUUUGUUACUUUUCUCAAACAUUAUCGGUUAAUACUAUCUUCCUUCGUCCAAUUUUCACCUUCUUUUUCAUUCUCUCUUUUGUUUUCGUCCUUUUCAUUAAACACGAAUACAAGCAUGGCACGAGCACGUAUAGGCACGGCACGAUUCGAACCGUGCCCGGGCCUGGGCCGGGCCUAGCAAAAUUAACAAAUGGGCUUGCAUGACACGGCACGAAAACUAACGGGCCGUACCAAGCACGACACGAAAUAAAUGGGCCCGAAGCGUGCCCGUGCCGUGCCGGCCCAAGCACGGCCCAGCGCCCGUAUACACUCUAGACCCUGAAUGAUCAAUUGCAAGUGCUGAAACGAUCUGUCAAGCAACAAUGGGGAAAGUUUUCAGACAAAGGCUAGCCGCCGCCUUCGGGGGCUUGCUCGGUUCAGGACUACAGGCGCAACUGACCAUGGACGACGGGGAAGGCCGAAUUGUGCCGGCGCCCGGCGGUGAAUAGAGAUUCGGUAACUCGUAAACAGCGUACACCUCCACUAGAAAUCAACAAUUCGCUUAUUGGUCCAGGGCCCAUCUUAGUUUACUUCCUCCAAUUGGGCUUUUGUCGUGCCAAGUCUGAAUGGGCAGUAGUCGUCUUCGUCUACCACGUUUCAGUUUUGGUUCAGCGAGAACUGUGCGAAGCAGAUUCAUGUUUUUCAUGCCCAGGUCCUUCCUUGUCUUCACUUCCUCGUCGGUUCCCAAAUCGACGACGGCUGGGGAGUGGGGGCUGCAAUGCAAUUAUGCAAACAACUCUUUGUCUCGCUGCUAUUUUGGAGACCCCUCCACUCCACUCAUACAUCGUCCGUUUCCUUAUUCACGAUGAUUGGGGUAGCCAUCGACUGACGACUGCAAUGCAAGCAACUCUCGCCUCGCUGCUAUUUAGAGACCCCUCCACAGCUCCACUCCACCAUAUCUUCCGCACUGACAAUUUAGCCGUCUCUGCAUCGACCUUUCACAACAAUAAUGUGAAGUCUAAGUCUCACUGCUCCUGUUCUGUUACUUCACUAGCAUGUUUGGGAAGGUGGGUCUACUGGUUUUUCACUCGUUUUUUCCCCUUUCCUGGUUUUGAUUUCUUUGCAGGGACGGGGAAGGAAGAGGGUUGAAGCCGAUGGACUCAGAGCAGCUGAGAGAGUAUGGACACCAGAUGGUUGAUUUUGUUGCCGACUACUACCAGAAUAUCGAGAAUUACCCUGUUCUCAGCCAAGUCGAGCCUGGCUACCUUCUGAAACUGCUACCUGAUGCAGCACCGAAUCAACCUGAAUCAUUGCAGAGCGUCCUUGACGAUGUUCAGUCGAAGAUACUUCCAGGGGUGACUCAUUGGCAAAGUCCAAGCUUUUAUGCUUACUAUCCUGCCAACAGUAGUGUUGCCGGGUUCUUGGGAGAAAUCCUGAGUGCUGGGAUUAACAUGGUGGGUUUCAGCUGGAUAACUUCUCCUGCUGCCACGGAGCUCGAGAUGAUUGUGCUAGAUUGGCUUGGUAAAUUGCUUAAACUGCCCCAGGAAUUCCUCUCAUCAGGACAUGGUGGAGGAGUGAUACAAGGAAGUGCAAGUGAAGCUGUUCUGGUUGUACUGUUGUCUGCUCGUGAUAAGACGUUGAGGAUGGUUGGCAAAAGUGCCCUUGGGAAGCUAGUUGUUUAUGGAUCUGAUCAAACACACUCUGCGUUACAGAAAGCCUGCCAGAUAGCUGGAAUUCAUCCUGAAAAUUGCCGGCUGCUGAAGACAGACUCGUCAACAGAUUAUGCUCUUUCUCCGGAAAUAGUUAAUGAAGCAAUUUCACAUGACAUUUCUAUUGGAUUGAUCCCCUUCUUUCUAUGCGGAAAUGUAGGCACUACUUCGUCAGCAACGGUUGAUCCCUUGUAUUCUCUGGCCAAGAUUGCCAAGAGUAAUGGCAUGUGGUUUCAUGUGGAUGCUGCAUACGCUGGAAGUGCUUGCAUAUGUCCGGAAUACCGCAGGUACCUAGACGGAGUUGAAGAAGCAGACUCUUUCAACAUGAAUGCGCACAAAUGGUUCUUAACCAACUUUGAUUGUUCUACCCUGUGGGUCAAGGACAGGAAUGCUCUCAUCCAGUCCCUCUCCACAAAUCCAGAAUUUCUGAAGAACAAGGCCUCACAAGCUAAUUUGGUGGUGGAUUACAAAGACUGGCAAAUCCCUCUUGGACGUCGGUUCAGGUCAUUGAAACUAUGGAUGGUACUACGAUUAUAUGGUGUGGAAAAUAUACAGAACUACCUCAGAAAUCAUAUCGAGCUGGCAAGAUACUUUGAAGUGUGUGUUGGCCAAGACCCAAGAUUUGAGAUUGUCGCCCCACGUAAAUUUUCGCUGGUCUGUUUUCGCCUCCUACCUCCUGUGGACGACAAUGAAGCUCAUGGCAGCAACAAACUGAAUCAGGACCUGCUGGAAGCUGUCAAUUCAACCGGGAGAGUUUUCAUAACACACACUGCCUUAUCAGGGAUGUACAUAUUGCGGCUCGUGGUUGGAGCGCCGUUGACGGAGAGGAGACAUAUAUAUGCAGCUUGGAAACUGUUGCAGGAUGAAGCAUGUACUCUGCUUUGUAGUCCACUUCAGGAAAAUGGCAACCUCCCCAAGUCUCCACCACCUAUUGGGUUUUUUGGGAAUGGUUCUAAAGCAGAACCAUUACCACAAAAGUGAUAAAGCUUCUGUAGUUAGAAAUCUGAAAUCUUGGAAAAUCUGUAGAAAUCCAUUGGGUGUGGUGUUGUUAGAAAUUGCAUAUUUGGUGAUUUAAAGGGAGAAAUUGGGGAUUUGGGAUUGAAGAAUAAAAAUUGGGGAAUAACAAGAAAAAAUGGUUGUUGGUCCUUUAGAGAGAGAUACACUAGAUUUGAGAGAAUAGAGAGAUUAAGGUUUGGGAUACAUUCUAUAAUAUUUGUCAUUGAUUGAUUCCAAUUAGAAGUUACUGGAAAAAUUAAUUAAUAAUCUAAUACUUUUCGAAUACUGCCUACCUUCAUAAUUAUUAUCAUUAUUAUUUAAUUAAAAUCACAAACAUCAACAAUAGGGAGAUACUGUUCCUUGUGAAAAAAACGCAUCCAAUUUACUCCAAUGAUUUUCGAAGGUACUGUUCCUAAUGAAUUUAAUCUCUUAGU